GUUCUGGAAGGCCACAGGCACUUUUGUUGUUCAGUAUAUAUUGUACUGCCAUGCGACGGUGACCUGUAAAGAAACCAGACAAUCAAGGAUGAGGAUUGUUUUCAGCUUGGAUGUAAAUAAUUGAAAAUAUGCCAAAAGUCGCCAGGCAACUGGAUGCACUUGCUGGAGAUGACAUUCCGUCUCACAUAAAGCUAAAGGGCAAUUGAUGAAAUGCUAGGAAUAGCCUUCAGAAUAUCAACUUUUUAUCGACUACUUCUUUAUUGUUUAUAACGCCUAUUUCAGGAGAACCAAUUUUAGUUAACCACGUUUAGAACGAACACGCUUAUAACGAACUGACGGAUAUAACAAACUUAUCUUUGUUGUCCCGAACAUUUGCUGUAUGAGAGGUGUAUAUGCUUAUAACGAACUACGGUUAUAAGGAACUAAAAUGAGUGGUCCUUUUGAGUUAGUUAUUACCGUCGUUUGCUGUACUGGGAGAUUUGGCUUGGAUAGUCCUCUGUGUGUGUCCUCUGUCUUUUUUCAUUCAGAACAAUCCAACACUUAGGUAUUAUGUUUUCCUACUUGCACUCAAUAAUGUCUUAAUUUCACUGGUUACGGCAGUGUCUCCUCUGUAUGGCGAAGGCGUUCAGUUUAGCUCUAGAGGUGUCAUAUGUGCCUUGUGAUACUUUGUGGUUCUAUUUACAUUUUGUGACAUGUUUUCAACACAAUCACAUGAAAUUACUAAACAUGAAUCGAAUCGCUAAAUCAGAAAAUGCUCUUGGUUAGAGAGAGUGAAUGAGUGAGUAUGGUUUUAUGCCACUUUUAUUAAUAUCAUUUAUCGUUAUCAGAGCCAUCAUUUCCACGUCGGACUUAUAUGAACACGUUUAUGUGGCACAGCAAGGAUGGACCUGCAUACUUUCAUAUUACUCUCCACUCAUCUGAGUCAAAGCUGUAUGCUUAAAGAAUUGGAACCGACGGGCUGCGGACAUGCCAGGAUUAAAAAUGGAAUAUCUCAUUUCAACAUGCAUACUCCAUAUUUGAAGAAGAUAAAUCGGGAUCCGUGUAAUCUGAAAUGGGUGCAAGUAUUACACACAGACCAAAACGGUGGUGUCAUUUCAGGAAGGAAAAGAGACCUACAACAGAGCGUUCUCCAUGGGCGAAGAAUAAGAUUUGUUUUGAAUAAUACAUACCACAAUACAGCUGAGUUCGAUUCGUGCACAAAGGUCGAUGCAGAUGCUUGCUGUCAGUCUAUGCCACAUGUCUCUGUCUAUAACGAAGAUGACUUCGAUCCAUCCGGGUCCUGGUCGUUAAUGAUUGUGUGUUCCACAGGGCAUAUACAGAUGAAAACCUAUUUCGUUGGUGGCAAGGCUAAAUCUGAUAAAACCAUAAAAUCCGCAAUAAUUUGGUUUGCAUUGCAAAAGGAAAAAACACAAUAUCCAUCACCAGUUUAUGCAAGUGGAUACAAAGGAAAUGUUUCUGUUAAGUACAUAGACGCGCUUGCUACACAUAUUCUUCAAGGGUCUUCUGUUGCUAUUUCCUGCAUUAGUAACAUAUUUUAUACUGCAAACUGCGAGGUGCUACCGAGAAAACAUCCUAAAUCAAGAGAAAUCAGUUGCGAGGCUAUUUGGGUCGUUGGUCAACAUCAAUACGGUAAUCAUAACAUAUUUAUGAAAAAUGCAUACUGGUAUUUUCUAAUUCUAACGUCUUUAGAUUCAUUUUACCAAAGUAGAUGGUAUAUUGGGAAUAACAAGUUUAGGACCAGCAACCGUAGCCAUUUUAAAAUGAAAUGGUUUGUCGAUGAUUGUUGGACCACGCUGCAUGUCUCUGAGAGAAAUGGAUCUCUUAGUAACACAUUGAUGCAUUUAAAUUUCUUUGCUGACUGUGGACAUUCUGUCAAAGUAAAAUUUGAUAACACAAUAAUGGAGGCAGAAGGUAUCCGAAUCUCAGGUGAUCACCUGUCAGUGUUUUUGAUAUCAUCCUUGUCCAAAAGAAAUGCAGAGUACUUUAGAGAGGAUCUAAACUGGGAGUUCAGGGUCGUGAGUACUACAGGAACUAUUAGGACAUAUCGUCCUCUUGUGGGGGCAUCGAACGUCACUCAUAAGACAGCUACAAUAGAGAGGAAGCCAAUAACCUGGUUUGUGGAUACAAAGAAGUGGGACCUUGUGUUGCACACUCUAAGGAAUACUUCAGUUGUGAGCGGUUCGAUCCUGGCAGUGAGAUAUGCCAUAGCUCAUGGUGCAGAAAUCAGAAUAGCUUUCCGAUUUUCUAACGACUCCGGAUUUCGCAUCUAUAAAGCACAUAACAUUCACCUUGGACCCGAGCAUCACGUUACAGCACAGGUUGUACGUGCUCUGAAAGAAUACGAAAGUUAA
Haliotis rufescens (red abalone) is the source of this 2351-nucleotide messenger RNA. RefSeq lists its product as uncharacterized. The record is from RefSeq and is a predicted model, not a curated record. The transcript is spliced from 3 exons. NCBI's taxonomy places the organism in Eukaryota, Metazoa, Mollusca, Gastropoda, Lepetellida, Haliotidae. The coding region runs from base 882 to 2351 and encodes 489 amino acids.